AUGGGUUUCAAGUUCAACCUCCGCAAGCGGCAUGAGCAGGAGGAUGCUCUGCCCGAAGUCGUCGACGGCCACGAUUUGCCCGGCGAGGAGGCCGGUGCGACGGCCAGCGGUGCCGAGGCCCUCAACACACUGAAGCACUUUGAGCGCAUGCACCACCUCGACCCCAACCUGCCCAUCGAGGAGCUCAACGAUGUCGACAACGCCAUCAACACUGGCAACGUCGAGAAGGGCCUCGUCGUCGAGCAGGGCAUCAUCGAGGACAACUCGCCGUACCCCGAGGUGCGCGCGUCCGUCCGCAACUACGACGUCGACCUGCCGGCCAACACCAUCCGUGCCUGGACCAUUGGCCUGAUUCUGUGCACCGUCGGGUCCGGCGUCAACAUGCUCUUCUCGCUGCGCAACCCCAGUGUCUCCGUCACCACCUACGUGAUCCAGCUGGUCGCCUACCCCAUCGGUCUGCUGUGGGAUCUCAUCUUCCCCGACCGCGUCUGGAACCUCUUUGGCCUCAAGUUCAACCUGCGCCCCGGCAAAUUCAACUUUAAGGAGCACGUUAUUAUCGUUGUUAUGUCCAAUGCCGCUUAUGGUGGUGGCGCCCUGUACGCUACGGAUGUCAUCAUCGCCCAGCAAGUGUGGUACAAGCAGUACUUUGGCUGGGGCUGGCAGAUCCUUUUCGGCAUCACCACGCUCUGCACGGGCUACGGCAUUGCCGGGCUGUCGCGCCGCUUCCUCGUGUGGCCCGCUGCCAUGAUCUGGCCCAGCGACCUGGUCAACGCGGCGCUCUUCUACACCCUGCACGACCACUCGGGCUCCGACCCGGCCAAGACCAACGGCUGGAGCGUCGGUCGCUACCGCUGGUUCUUGAUCGUCUUUGGCGGCUCCUUUGUCUGGUACUGGUUCCCCGGCUGGAUCUUCCAGGGCCUGAGCUGGUUCUGCUGGAUCACCUGGAUCUGGCCCAACAGCCGCAUCGUCAACCAGCUGUUUGGCGGUCUCUCCGGCUACGGCCUGUUCCCCUUGUCCUUUGACUGGACCAUCAUCUCCGGCUACCUGCUGUCGCCCCUGAUCCCGCCCUUCUACGCCAUUGCCAACAUGAUGUUUGGCAUCGUCGUCUUCUUCGUCAUCAUCUCGAGCGGCCUGCACUUCACCAACACCUGGUACGGCGCCCACCUGCCCGUCCAGAGCUCCAGCGCCUUCGACAACACCGGCGCCGUCUACAACGUCACCCGCAUCCUGACCAACUUUGAGUUUGACGCCGAGAAGUACUUCAACUACUCGCCGCUCUUCCUCUCCACCCAGUUCGCCUUGUCUUACGGCCUGUCGUUCGCCGCUGUCGCCGCCGUCAUCGUCCACGUCUUCUUGUACCACGGCUCCGAGAUUUGGUCCCAGUUCAAGCUCGCCCGCCACCAGGAGGACGACGUGCACAUGCGCCUCAUGAAGAAGUACCGCGACGCCGAGGACUGGUGGUACGGUGCCCUCUUUGUCAUCAUGCUGGGCAUCUCCUUUGCCGUCGUGUGCGCCUGGCCCACCGGCUUCCCGUGGUGGGGCUACGUUGUCUGCAUGAUCCUGCCCUUGGUCUGGACCGUCCCCAUCGGCAUCAUCCAGGCCAUCACCAACACCCAGCUCGGCCUCAAUGUCCUGACCGAGUUCAUUGUCGGUUACAUGCUGCCCGGCCGCCCCCUCGCCAUGAUGAUGUUCAAGAACUACGGCUACCUCUGCAUGUCCCAGGCGCUGUACUUUGCCCAAGACCUCAAGCUCGGCCACUACAUGAAGGUCCCGCCCCGCACCAUGUUCGCCUCCCAGCUCGUUGCCUCCGUCUGGUCCGCCAUCGUCCAGAUCGCCGUCAUGAACUGGGCUCUCGGCUCCAUUGAGGGCGUCUGCACCGAGGAGCAGGCCAACUCGUACACGUGUGCCAACGCCAAGGUCUUUUACACGGCCUCUGUCAUCUGGGGUGCCAUUGGUCCCAAGCGCAUCUUCAGCGGCCAGGCCCUCUACGCCAACCUGCAGUACUUCUGGAUCGUCGGUGCCAUCACGCCCAUCAUCACCUGGCUGCUGGCCCGCCGCUUCCCCAAGAGCAUCUGGCGCUACGUCAACACGCCUCUCAUCUAUGGCGGCUCUGGCUGGCUGCCGCCCGCAACAGUGUACAUUUACCUCUGCUGGGGCACCGUCGGCACCGUCUUCAACUACUUUAUCCGCCGCCGCUGGAACGGCUGGUGGCUGCAGUACAACUACGUCACGUCGGCCGCCCUCGACAGCGGCCUCAUCGUGUCGACCCUCAUCAUCUUCUUCACCCUCUACCUCACGCUGGCCGAGGCGCCCAACUGGUUCGGCAACGUCGGCGUGUUCAAGACGGCCGACUUCACCAAGGCCGCCAUUCAGCAGCCCCUGCCCGAUGGUGCCACUUUUGGUCCGACCUCCUGGCCGUAG
This is a messenger RNA of Sporothrix brasiliensis 5110, 2421 nucleotides long. RefSeq lists its product as uncharacterized. The transcript is spliced from 2 exons. The record is from RefSeq and is a predicted model, not a curated record. The coding region runs from base 1 to 2421 and encodes 806 amino acids. Gene Ontology annotation, biological process: transmembrane transport. Gene Ontology annotation, molecular function: oligopeptide transmembrane transporter activity. NCBI's taxonomy places the organism in Eukaryota, Fungi, Ascomycota, Sordariomycetes, Ophiostomatales, Ophiostomataceae.